Staurois parvus is the source of this 414-nucleotide messenger RNA. Lineage: Eukaryota; Metazoa; Chordata; Amphibia; Anura; Ranidae. The record is from the annotation of a GenBank genome assembly.
AUGAUUGUUGUGGGUAAAGACGUAGGAACGUCGGCUAAGCAGCAGCGCAGGGUCUCUCCGCUUUGUAAUUUGUAUCUUAGGGUUUGCCCAGUUCAAAAAUGGCCGCCUUGUCCGACAUGCUUAGCCGCGCGGUGCAUGCUGGCCCGGGAGAGUGACCCUGAGCUGAGGCCCGUCUGCUGGUGUAUAGAGAGGGUCUUGGAGAGAGCGGUGCACGGUGCUAUCAUGUGGUUUGAAAUCCUACCAGGCCUUGCCAUCAUGACCGGCUGCAUGAUGAUCCCGGGACUGUCCACCCUAUAUAUUCAUCGACUUACUAAUGGGGGCAAGGACAAGAGAGUUGUUCGGUUUCCAUACCAUUGGUACCUCAUGCAGAGGGACAUACGAGUUUCUGGAGAACAGCUCUAUUACCGAUCAAAG